AUGGAAAACAAAGAAACUUCAACGCUUAACGGUUUCCACUAUAGCAGUCGGCACAAAGUUUACAUCUUCCAGCACUCCAAGGUCAUCAAUUAUCCCUCCACUAUAUCAUAUGCAGAGUUUAGGAACUAUUCACGAUCUCACCAAACGUCGCCUGAUAUCAAAACUUCUACGGCUUUUGAAUCUUCAAAACAAGUGACUGCAGCUCGUUCUCUUAUCAAAGACCUCGCAACGCAAUACUCUAAUAUAACUCCUUUCGAACGCGCCCAAAUCCUAGUCAACCGAGCAUGCGAAAUCGUCAGCCAUAAUUCAUCUUUGCUCCACUCCCAUACUGUUGCUUCAUCUCGUUCUGUACAAAGGUUUUUGGCAAAUCAAUCUUUUGAUGUCGGGUUUUCCAUCAUCGAUGCUGGUGGUGAUGGCAUUUGGGAAGACAUAACUCUGCCAGAGUGGAUUCCGGAAUCUAUCGAACACCAAAUUAAACUUCAUUCUGGUUUGUAUCAAAACUCUAGUGCUGAAAAUACAAUUCUCAAGGCUUUCCCACUGUCUUCAGUCCGCUGUAAACUAAUCGAUAACAUUCGCGAAAAAAAUCAAAAAAUUCUCGUCCUCAUGAGUUCUAUAGGUGUCUCUCAAGCCACCUUGCGUGGACUCCAACGAACAACAAAUCACAUAAACUCUAAUAAUACUCUAUGGCCCGGGUUUACUAACCUUUUAGUGUGGUUCUACGAACAACUUUGUAUUGCACGCGCACUCGAGAUUCUUACCGAUGAGGUGCUGCGCACCUACCACACUGUGUUUGAGCGCACAGGUUGCACAGCAGAUGAUAUUGCAAACAUGUCAUUUUGCAAGAUGAUUGAUGUGUUAAGUUGGCGGCUUGGGCUUGAUUCCAAAACAGAGCUUAAUGCUCACCUACUUCGAAAGUUUGGUUUGACGAUUGAUACUGCUGAUAUACUUUCAAAAAAACAAUGUCUUUUAAAGAGUGCCCAGACUGUGGGAGAUGCGUUUAGUAUGUUCAAUACAUCAUUGAGAAAUGAUAUAAUUUUGUUGACCGCCUCUUUUCCCUUUUUGUCCGUUCAGCUGCUUCCUACUUACGCUCUGGCAUUAGUAUACAGACAGCUGUUGUUUGCACUAGAGCCUUAUGUUAACAAAACUCCAGGGUACAGGGAACUUUGGUUAAAUAUAGGAUCACUACGAGAUUUUGCAAAUGCUGAAAAAGAAAAUAUUAGAAAUAAUUAUUUGUACCGGCUUAAUGCGUGGCUGGAUGAUGUAAAAAUUGAAGAUAAGAGCGAGCCUUUUAAUUAUACCGAGCUGGAUCUCGGGAGUUUUUUGAUACCUCAAGAAGAAGCAGAAGAAAAAAAUGAAGAGAAAAAGAAGGAACAGAAGGAACAGAAGGAACAGAAGGAACAGAAGGAACAGAAGGAACAGAAGGAACAGAAGGAACAGAAGGAACAUGAAGAAGAAAACAAAAAUAAUAAAAAGGGCCAGUCAAAAAAUGAUGCGGAUGUUGAUGCAGAGGUCGGUGAAAAUUUUGAUGCAAAGACUGACACCAAGGACCCAGCAAAAGUUAAUAAAAAGGCUGAUGCCAAGGAUGGUGUCGAGGAUAGUGCUGAAGACCGGAAAAACGUUACAUCAAACGUUGAAGCAAAUAUUGAAGGAAAGAAGCAAUUAAAGGAUAAAGCAAUUGCUGAAACAAAACCUCAAGCAAGUUAUGAAGAUAGUAAUAAGGGAAAAAAAACUAAAAUACCUUUACAAAAAAUUGAAUCAACAUCAGCGGAUUCUUCAACUACUGAUAUUUCCCGCAGCUUGUCUCUAGAGCAAAAGCUACAACAGUUGAAUCUUUCCGACACUUUAGGCAGCAGUAGUCACUAUGCGAAAAAAGCCUCAGAAUCUCAAUCCGAGUUUUUGGCUGACGAUGAGAAUACCACUUCGCAAUCUGAAGAAGAAGAAGAAGAAGAUAAUGAAGACGAAAAAGACGAAGAAGAAAAAUCGUCUACUGGAACUGUUUCAAAUUCCUCCGUCAAGUUACUUGCUAAAAAACAAUUACCAAAGUCUCUUCCAAUAGGCCCACGAAAUAGACCCUCUGUUCAGCAUGAAAUUAGUACCCCACUUGCAAAAUUUGUUUCAGAUGACGAAGAACUUUCCGAAAAAUCUGAAAUCAACACUCCAUCGUCCAACGAAAAUUCUGAAACAGCAAUUGAAACACCUGAAAGUGUACCAGCGGUUGAAAAAUCGAAAUCAUUUAAAAAAUUAAGCAUACCAAAGGGUUCAUCUAAAGACCUUGUAUCUACGUCCUCACAGCCUGAGUUCCGUUGUCAUCCCCAUUUCCCUACACUUUCCCGCGAUUGGUACACUUGGACUCAUGAAAACUACAUUGAAAGUUUUAAAAUUCUUCUUGCACUGACCCCCCACCCUACCCGGUCAAACAAAAUUCAUUUAUUCAAGAACCAGCAUGAGUUUUUGAUCAAGAACUUGUUGUCAAGUGAUCCUGUGAUUUCCCGGUUUGCCAAUUUCCUAGUUAAUGAUUUGUUUAGGUUUAGUAAUCCGUAUUACCAUGAGCUCCAGGCAGCACAGUAUUAUAAAAAAUUGCCGCACUAUAGGCUCAUGCUUAACAGGACAUCUUUUAAACCAGUUACCUCGGAUCACUCCACUUCAGUCAAAUUAAACCGGUUUACGAUUAUGGAUGGUAUGGAUUGUGCUGAUAACGAACAAGAAGAUAAUAAAAAUGAGGAUGAUGAGGAUCAGGAAUUUGAGGACAACAAGUUUGACAAUAAGGCUGGUGGAUCUGAAAAAGUCAAUGGUGGACCUCCAAUCUCAUUAAGUCAUUGCGAGAUGGAGAUUGAGAAGAAUCUGGAUAGUGGACCUAAUUCCAGAUCAGUGGCUUAUUCAAAGGCAACACCAGACACUAAAGUUACUAGUACUGAAAUCACUGAAACUAAACCCACUAGCAAAUCUGGCUACCAACUUAAGAAAGCAACAAAUCAAGCUACCAAAAGCGUGGGUUUGGAAGUUAAUCAAACAAAGAUGCGACAAAAGAAUCAGGACGACAUAGUAGAGGGCAAAAAUAAAAGCAAAGGCGUUUCCACCAAUUUUGCCAGUAAAACAAAGGGGAAUUUUUUCACUGGUUAUAACAUUCUUCCCCCUUAUCCUAAAAAAUUGAAAAACUUAGGAAAUGAUGAUGUCAGUGAUGAUGAAAAUAAAGACAAUGACGACAACAAGAAAGAUAAUAAUUCUGAACUCUCUGAUAUUGGUGACAUUGAUGACCUUCUAAGUCAGUCAGCUAGUUCUGAGAUAUUUAGACGACCUUUUAAGCGCUCUCGUCUUGAAAAACCUCUAAAGACUUUGCCCUCACGGCCUCAAAGCGAGGCUAUGGCCAGUUACCCGAUCUACGAUCUGCUUGUCAGCGAGGCUGAAAAUUCCAUUGCCAAGUUCCACGAAAUGCUACAAAACCGGCCAGCUAACCGACCUCAAAACCGUAUCGUUUUAACUCCCUCGGAAAUUCAGCGGUAUAUAGAGCACGUCAAUACGGCUUCAGCUACAGCUUCUACUACGGAACAACUUCUUUUCUAUGACUCGAUUACAAUGCUUCCAAUUGAGUCACAGAGCUUGCCGGCUGAUAUCAAAGACGAGUACAUGGAUAGUAUGUUUGUGAACACACUCAAUUCCCUCCACAGUAACAAGGAGUGUAACAUUUUGAACCGCUCACUUAUGGCUGUAAGUAAAACAUGUCCGAGACAUAUGUGCGGCGACAUUACCAUGUUUGAGCCCCGAUCAAUUCGGCAGACCAAGAUCAUGGCUUUCAUUCCAGACAAAGAGGUGUACCUGCCUGUUCAUCUUUUGGGCGAUGUGUGUAUCAACAAAGAGCUAGGCGCUGUACUAAAGAAUGUUUUGUAUGUGCCUCGAAUUCAUGGCAUGAUUAUCUCUCAGCCCUCUAUUAUGUCGUCGGAUUUGCCCCAGUUCCGUUCCUACACUCUUACACAAAAAGAUUCGAAUUUGUCUUUAUCUUCUGCUGGUCAGUUCAGUAAGCUCAUCGGGUUUCAACCAAUGAACAAGCCAUCCUCGUCUUUUUCUAAUUCUUCCUCUUCAGACAUAGUUUGGUUUCAAAACGCAAUUGUAAAUGGGAAACCUUUUAUUAUCCCGCAACUAACACUACCAUACAAUGCUUACGAGAAACAGGAAAUGUCAUUAAGUAAGGACCAAUUUUGCAGUAUAGGAUCGUAUCUCGGAUAUUUUCAAGGAUUUAGACAAGAUGGUAAAUCGAUUUAA
Magnusiomyces paraingens is the source of this 4257-nucleotide messenger RNA. RefSeq lists its product as uncharacterized. The transcript has a single exon. Lineage: Eukaryota; Fungi; Ascomycota; Dipodascomycetes; Dipodascales; Dipodascaceae. The record is from RefSeq and is a predicted model, not a curated record. Bases 1 to 4257 code for a protein of 1418 amino acids.